Cantharellus anzutake is the source of this 389-nucleotide messenger RNA. RefSeq lists its product as uncharacterized. The annotation marks the transcript as partial. Lineage: Eukaryota; Fungi; Basidiomycota; Agaricomycetes; Cantharellales; Hydnaceae. The transcript has 2 exons. Gene Ontology annotation, biological process: carbohydrate metabolic process. The record is from RefSeq and is a predicted model, not a curated record.
AUCUGCUGAAAGGUUGCCUCCUCUCUGUCAAGUCCCAAAAGCGACUUCUGGACAUGCGUUAUAAACAAUAUGCUUUUCCUCUCUGACUCGUGAUCUCCUCUACGUCACUGCCAUGGAAGCGGGACGUCCCCACCACCAAUUCGAACACCUCGUGUCCUUUUGCGUAGGCCUCCUCGCGCUCAGUGUGGAGACACUUGGCUCGGGACUCACACAAGAACAAUCAGAUCUGCACCACUGGACCGCUGGGGGACUGGCGACUUCGUGUCACCUGGUAUAUGCGGAGGUGGAGAGUGGUUUGGGUACUAGCUGAGGUGGCGCAAAUGAGGAUUGGCGUGAAGACGCGGUCCAUAAAGGUAGUAAAGGAGUUGGAGGAACAGUGGACGUCCAGG